Messenger RNA from Letharia columbiana, 1107 nucleotides. RefSeq lists its product as uncharacterized. The record is from RefSeq and is a predicted model, not a curated record. The transcript has a single exon. Lineage: Eukaryota; Fungi; Ascomycota; Lecanoromycetes; Lecanorales; Parmeliaceae. Bases 1 to 1107 code for a protein of 368 amino acids.
AUGGCACCUCUACUUGAACUGCUAUGCGCGUAUCCAAUACUAGAGAAUCUCGUGGCUGUCUUACCACUUGGUGAUCUUUUCAACCUGUCGAAAGCGAAUUCAAAAUUCCGUGCGGCCGUGCAUGGAUUUCCCAUCAGAUCCCUCGAAAAGCCAUCUUCGCUCAAAGCAGUGCGUCCAACUCUGUCUAUUGGAAGGCACGACACCUCGCAUUGGAAGAAUCUGAAAGCUAAAAGUCUGCUAUGUUGCUCAGAGCCUCAGCACACUCGAGGUGCCAAGAUCAAUGGAUGCCUGAUGUGUUCCAUGCCUGUUUGUGAGGUUUGUAUCAUCAAAGCUUCGUUCGGAAGGCGUGACGAGAACACAUUCCCAAAUCGAAUGUGCUCACUCUGUGCCAAAUGCUUCGACUCAGGGAAUCCUCACCAAGAAACUUCGUUGAACGGCGAAGAAAAGAUUGUUUUGAAUUCCUAUCUCAUGCGUACAGAAUGUAUCUGCACAGCUAAAGAUGGACACUUGUGCUUGAGGUGCAAGACCAAGCAAAAUUCAAACCUCGACAUCAGAAACAAACAAUGCCAUGGCAAAGGAUGUUCAGAGCCGAAAUCGGAAGGCUUUGGAGGACGCGUCUGUCUCUGGUGUGAUUUGCCAUUGCCACGUGAGCGUAGCAGAGCAGAAUCGAGACGAGAGUACGAUGCGAGACAUUUAUUCGCACGCAUGCACUCUUCAUAUGAUCAGCACUCAGGGGAAGGGGCCGAAGAUGAUUUUAUUGACCCUGCUGAACAAGAGGCCGUCUGGGCUUCUUUCCCUUUCACUUCGUCUGCUUCGGAAAGGAUGUUAUCACCGAAGAAAGUAAAGGCAUCUGCUUAUGACCACUUCGAACACGAGAGAAGACAGGAAGUUGAGCGUCUAUCGGAACGAAGACAGCUUACAGCUUCUGCUUCGGAGGACGAGAGAUGGCGUAGGUCCGAAGACUUACGUAGCUCUGGGUACAUGUGUCGUGCUUCUCCACCAACAAGGAUACAGGGCCCAAGCUUCUCCCUCGCGGACCCGAUUGCAUCGACUCUUGCUCCAGAAGAUGACUCGUCUCUACCAAGCUACGAACUCUGCAUUCUUUAA